AUGGAGAUUGCUGUUCUGAGGCCGUACCACCGGCUCGGGGCGGGGGGGGGGGGGGGGGGGGGGGGGGGGGGACUCCGUUUCCAAGGCCAAAGAGCACGGGGACUUCUCCUUAACCUGCCGUGCUCCAGCGGCCUGGACAACGCUGGCAAAACCACCAUCCUCAAGAAGUUCAAUGGGGAAGACAUUGACACCAUCUCCCCGACGCUGGGCUUCAACAUCAAGACCCUGGAGCACCGAGGAUUCAAGCUGAACAUCUGGGAUGUGGGCGGCCAGAAGUCCCUGCGGUCCUACUGGCGGAACUACUUCGAGAGCACAGACGGCCUCAUCUGGGUGGUGGACAGUGCUGACCGUCAGCGCAUGCAGGACUGCCAACGGGAACUCCAGAGCCUGUUGGUGGAGGAGCGCCUGGCUGGAGCCACCCUCCUCAUCUUUGCCAACAAGCAAGACCUGCCCGGAGCACUGUCCUCUAACGCCAUCCGUGAGGCCCUGGAGCUGGACUCCAUCCAUAGCCACCACUGGUGCAUCCAGGGCUGUAGCGCCGUCACCGGGGAGAACCUCCUACUCGGCAUUGACUGGCUCCUGGAUGACAUUUCCAGCCGCAUCUUCACGGCCGACUGAAGCAUUCCGGAUGCCCCCCACCUCACAGUCCAGCCCCGCCCCCGCCCCCAGCCCUCAUCAGGCACCAUCCAUGGGGGAAUGCGAGUCAGCCAGCCUGGCGAACACCCCCAACCCCGCGCCUAAAGCUGCUGCUCUGUGGCCCGCCGGCUCCCGUGGCUGGAGGGCUGCCGCCCUGGCUCCCGACGCAGCCCGCCCGCAGCCGCCAUCCGGAGAAGAGGGAGAGGAGAGGGCCGGGCCCGGGAGGGGGCUGCCUCUGCUGCUACCAAGGCUGUGGGCCUCAUCCUUUGCUCAGCCGUGAGAAUAAACCGUUCCUUGCCCCAGUAAAAAAAAAAAAAAAAAAAAAAGAUGCUCUUAUUGGCAAAUUAUUUUUUAAAAAGCAGUUCAAAGUGGCUUAAUAAGAAAAUGGAUCAUAUCACUUAACAAGAACUGUCCUUAUCACAAUGUGAGUUGAAGUUAAUGCCACCUGGGAAAAAAAAAGCCAUUAGUUUGAAAUAAGUUAAAAUCAAAUUUUGCAUUGAAAGCCUUUAAACUGAUAGUUAAAAAUUCACUCACUUUGCGGUUUUAUUCAUGAAACCUCUGAUUUCAUACCCAUAGCCAUUCUCAACCAGUAUAGGGAGUGUCCUCCCCCUUCUUUGAAGACUGUUAAUUCAACAAAUGUUUAAUGAACUGCUUUUAUAGAAUUAGGCCUUGGAUUCAAAACCAAAAAUGAUGAUUCCUGCCGCCAAGGCUCUUACAGCCAAACGGAGGUGACAGAAAAAUAAACAAUUGUAAAAUAGCCUGAUGGGCAAUAAGAAGCAGGUCCAGAAGCUAGGGGGGCAUUUUUAAGGAUUUAUCUAACCAGAAUGGCUGGGGCCAGGCAAGGCUUCUCACAUCUUAAGCUGAGUCCUGAAGGGCACAUAAGAGUUGGCCAGGUGAAUUCUGAAGAAAGAGAAGGGCGUCCUAGGUAAAACAUUAGUAGAGUUGAUCCUCAUUUGCAGAUUCCGUAUUUGUGAAUUCGCCUACUUGCUAAAAUUUGUUUGUAACCCCAAAAUCUAUACUUGUGGUGCUUUUGUAGUCCUUCACCAACUGGUAUACAGUGGCAGAAUAGGUGAGUCACCCAACACAGGUGUUUCCAGUUGAUGUCAAACAAGGUGACACUGCCUUGUUUCUGCUCUCAUACUGUAAACAGCUUUCCUUUUUGAACGAUAUUUAUUACUGUUUUCAUACUUCCUGGGGGCUUUUUGGUGAUUGCACUGCUUGUAAUGUCCCCCUAGUAGUAUAGUGCUGCAGUACUGUCUAGUACUCCUAAAUGCAAGAAGGCUGUGAUGUGUCUUUUUUUUUUUUUUUUUUUUUUUUGGUCGGAGAGAGGGAGCACGUUAGCGCAUACAAGCAGUGGGAAGCAGACUCUCUGCUGAGCAGGGAGCCCAUGCAGGACUCGAUCCCAGGACCCUGGGAUCAUGACCGGAGCCGAAGGCAGAGCCACCAACUGAGCCACCCAGGCGUCCCAAGGCUGUG
Messenger RNA from Zalophus californianus (California sea lion), 2112 nucleotides. RefSeq names its product ADP-ribosylation factor-like protein 2. Gene Ontology annotation, cellular component: microtubule cytoskeleton; cytoplasm. NCBI's taxonomy places the organism in Eukaryota, Metazoa, Chordata, Mammalia, Carnivora, Otariidae. Gene Ontology annotation, molecular function: GTP binding; GTPase activity. Gene Ontology annotation, biological process: protein folding. The transcript has 2 exons. The coding region runs from base 1 to 618 and encodes 205 amino acids. The record is from RefSeq and is a predicted model, not a curated record.